AUGGCAGCCGCUGAGCAAGGACCACAGCCCCAGGACUGUGUGGCAUUUAAGGACGUGGCUAUCUACUUCUCAGAGGAAGAAUGGACACUUCUUGAUGACUCUCAGAGGUUCCUGUACCGCAGAGUAAUGAUGGAGAUCUUCGUUAUGGUGACCUCAUUGGGACUUGUACCUUCUGAGAUCUGUGACAUCACUCACCUGGAGUCUUCAGGAGAUCCCUUCACCCAUGCACUGAGAUUCCUGACUCCAGGUAUAUGGACAGGUACUUGGAGGGUGGAUGUUGCUUAUGUUUCUGCAGAACAAGGGAUUAACACAGCCAUGCUUGAACAGCAGAAGCUGACAUGUGGUGAUGAACCCCUACAAAGAGAACAUAUCAGGAUCCCAGCCAUGAAGACCAACAGAAGUGACCCAUCAGAAAUUUCACAAAGCACAAACGAUGUGAUGGACUUCCAGGACUCCUCAAAUCUUCUUGAGUCUCAGAUGACCCCCAGUGCCAGGCAGCCACACAGAAGCUCUGAGAAUGCAGAGUCCAUUCACACCAAGAAAAGAAACUACAAAUGCAGUGAGUGUGGCAAAGCCUUUAGUUACAAGUUCCAGCUUAUUCGACACCAGAAAAUACACACUGGAGAGAGGCCUUUUAAAUGCAGUGAGUGUGGCAAAGCCUUUAGUUACAAGUUCCAGCUUAUUCGACACCAGAAAAUACACACUGGAGAGAGGCCUUUUAAAUGUAGUCAGUGUGGGAAAUCCUUCCGCCAAAAUGCCCAUCUUGUUGGUCAUUAUCGAGUUCAUACUGGAGAAAAGCCCUUUGUGUGCAGCAAAUGUGGGGAGUCAUAUAGGAACAGAAUCAGCCUUGUAAGUCAUUAUCGACGUCAUACUGGUGAAAAGCCCUACAAGUGUGAUAAAUGUGGAAAGUCAUUCAAGGAAAAAUCCAACCUUUUUUACCACGGCCGAGUGCACAACGGCGAAAGGCCUUUCCAGUGCAGUGAAUGUGGAAAGUGUUUCAUCCAGAAUUGUCACCUUGUGAAACACCGGAGAGUUCAUAACACAUCUUUCAUGUGCAAUGAGUGUGGGAGUGCCUUUACUUCAGGUUACAGCCUCCUUAGACACAAGAGAGUUCACACGGCCACAAAGCAAUAUGAGUGCAAGGAGUGUGACAAAGUGUAUUGCUAUAGUUCUGGCCUCUAUAAACAUCGGAAGGUUCACAAGAGAUGA
Molecule: messenger RNA, 1209 nt
Organism: Peromyscus californicus insignis
Lineage: Eukaryota; Metazoa; Chordata; Mammalia; Rodentia; Cricetidae
Product: zinc finger protein 773-like
Exons: 5
Coding region: 1-1209 (402 amino acids)
Biological process (GO): negative regulation of transcription by RNA polymerase II; regulation of cytokine production; regulation of immune system process
Source: RefSeq, a predicted model, not a curated record